AUGCCUAUCCCACUCAGCACUAUCACAACCUUCCGCACCACCUUCAACCCUUUCACCCAAGCGUCCCGACCCUGCCGCCUCUUUCUCUCGCUCCUGCGUACGCCAAACACAACACCGACUAGCAGCCCUACCCACAUCGACAUCAAGGUGACGCAGCUGCCACGCAACUCGACAGUGCCACCUACCAUGACCGUCGGUUUCAAGGGCGGCAAGGAGCUGGUUCUCGAUGUUGGCAAGCGUGGCCUGAAGAUCGGCGAUGUAGUUGAGGAGGUAUCGCGGGUUGCGCGUGCUUUGGAGCGUGAGGCUAGUUUGAAGGGUUAA
Molecule: messenger RNA, 321 nt
Organism: Penicillium argentinense
Lineage: Eukaryota; Fungi; Ascomycota; Eurotiomycetes; Eurotiales; Aspergillaceae
Product: mitochondrial 54S ribosomal mL53 protein
Exons: 1
Coding region: 1-321 (106 amino acids)
Source: RefSeq, a predicted model, not a curated record